Molecule: messenger RNA, 1692 nt
Organism: Diaporthe citri
Lineage: Eukaryota; Fungi; Ascomycota; Sordariomycetes; Diaporthales; Diaporthaceae
Exons: 1
Coding region: 1-1692 (563 amino acids)
Source: RefSeq, a predicted model, not a curated record
AUGCUCGGCAGUGUCCAAGGGCCGGGGCCAGUAUGUCCGCCCAAACAUGACAUCUGGGCCCUGAUGGCGACGGCGAGGAAGUUCCAGCCCUGCUUAGGCAAGCUCGCCCGCUGCUCCGCUCAGGGCGGCAGGAAGGUCCAGAGCUGCCCGGACCCUCGUACGCAGAGGAUCCUGGAUGAGGAGGCCUUGAGCCCCAGCAGCGCUUCGAAGCCUGUCGCGAUCCCAGCUUCGAAAUCACCCCUCGGCCGCCCUGUUCGAGCCGAUGAGUCAACGGACACGUCGUACACUAGUUCUGACCAGACGACGGCGAUGAAAACGUCGUGUAGCAGCAGCUCUUCUCCGGGUCUGCUGUGGCGUGAAGAGCAGAAAAGGCUCCUCCUGGACCGACUCAUGGAGUUCUUCUUCGCGGAGCUCGUGAGGGGCGGCCAAACAAAUACCGGGAGCGGAACAGGGUGCUCUACACGGCCAGGGACUAAAUCCACGGCCGGUGGUCCAAGCCGCAAGGGAGCAAACGCGCAGAAAGGGCCACCGAGUAAGGGCAAGCGGCCCGCCAGCACCGACGAGAAUGAAGGGUCCGAUAAUGAAGACAAUGAGGCACCAAAGCCCAAGAAAGCCAAAAGCGAGGAGGCCGAGGUGAAGAGGCUCGCCUGCCCGUUCUUCAAGAGGAAUCCCCACAGGUACAAGGACCAAAGCAAGUGCGUCGGCCCCGGUUGGGUGACGGUACACCGCCUGAAGGAGCACCUCUACCGACGCCACAUGUUACCCAUCCACUGCUACAGGUGCCGCGAGGUCUUCCCGAGCGACAAGCUCCUCCAGCUGCACUCGAGGUCGGAUGCUCGGUGCGCGGUGCGCGACGACGCGGCGCUGGAGCUGGAGGGAAUCGACGCGUCGCAGGAGAGGCAGCUGCGGAGCAGGAGGCGUACGGAUAAAACAGAGGAGGACAAAUGGCGAGAUGUGUUCCGGAUCUGUUUCCCGGCCGACGCGCCCGACAGCGUGCCCACGCCGUGGUUCGAGCUGCCGCCAGCGUGGGGCGCGGCCAGCCCGUCCGGGCCGGAGUCGGACAUCGCGCGGUAUGAGGAGUUCCUCCGCAGGGAGCUACCACGGCGCGUCAGGGGCGAGCUUGAGGUGCGCAUCGAGCAGGAACUUAGUCCUGUGGAGGAGAGCCUUAAGCGCCAGCUUGUGGAUAUCGUGAGGGACAUGCAGCAGAGGCUGUUUGCGGACUUCAGGAAGUUACAAGGGGAUGGGUCUCCCCAGAAGGACGAAGCGGCGGGGGACGGGGAGGUGGGACUGGAGGAUGGUGGCGAUGUGAAGGGGAAGGGGAGGGCUACGGCGCCUGAGUCGCCCGAGGACCUGUUCAUCGAGCCCUCAACCUCGGGGGCAUCCUUUGACGAUCCCGUCAACGAAACACCGCCCGUCACCACCGGCUGGGCCACCAGUCAGCCGAUCGACGUGUACCGGCCGCCACAGCCGUUCUUUGACGAUGAGACGAGGUUUGACGGUGUGAUGUUUGACCUCGGCCAGAGCUGUGGGGAUUGGAGCUGGGCCGAUUCGGGAUACAUGUCGGCUGCGAUGUCCGCGGCGAGCAGCAAGGUUGUUGCGGACGACGACGGCAUGAUUUGUGACGACGGGACGAUUGGCGGGCACUUUGGUCAUGCUGGCAUGUAUGGAGAGUACCGUGAUGGUUGGUCAUGA